AUGAUUGGUUCCACCACUAGCAAACGUCAAAUUGAGUGGGCCAUAGAGACAAGGAGCGAAAAGCAGCAAAAAGUAAAGGCGUCUCAAGUCAUGGAACAGGUUGAAUACGAUAUCCUUUAUGCGGAAGGAAAUAAUAUUUCAGUCGGUACAACUAUCAAAAAGCCUCUCAACUUUUCCAUGAAAAUAGUGUCAGAACUGACUUGGUUGACCCUUCAAGCUCUUGUAAAAAACUAUGGUUCUCUGAUGAAGCUUGGACUCAAAUUAUAUCUCUGUCUUGAAUUAUUGUCAAUGUUGCCUGAUUUAACCAAUCGAUGGUUAAUUAUUUCCAAAAGCGAUCUUUCGAGAAUUGUAUGGCGUCCUAUAUUUGAACUACUAUUGCCACCAAACCAACAAAACCAACAAAACCUUAUAAUCGAAAUUGAAGACACAGUCGGUCUUAUGUCCCAAGAGCAUAAAUAA
This is a messenger RNA of Phycomyces blakesleeanus NRRL 1555(-), 459 nucleotides long. RefSeq lists its product as hypothetical. The record is from RefSeq and is a predicted model, not a curated record. The transcript has 4 exons. Bases 1 to 459 code for a protein of 152 amino acids. Lineage: Eukaryota; Fungi; Mucoromycota; Mucoromycetes; Mucorales; Phycomycetaceae.